Phytophthora sojae is the source of this 804-nucleotide messenger RNA. RefSeq lists its product as hypothetical. The record is from RefSeq and is a predicted model, not a curated record. Bases 1 to 804 code for a protein of 267 amino acids. The transcript has a single exon. NCBI's taxonomy places the organism in Eukaryota, Oomycota, Peronosporomycetes, Peronosporales, Peronosporaceae.
AUGGACGACAUGGCUCGGAUGCUGGAGAGCUAUGCUGGCGGACUGCAGCAGUCGUUCGAGUCCGUGUUUGAGCGCGUGGGGCAGAGCUUAACGCAGAGUGCGCAGGUGAUGCGCAUGAUGAACGAAGUGAUGGAGUCGGCGAUGCUGCAGAACCUUUCCAUUCACUCGAGCUAUGACCUGCACAGCGGGCUGGUCAUCGAGGUGGUGAAUCGCUCGCAGAUCAUGUUGGGGCAAACCAAGGUCAGCGCGAGGGUGGACAACGCAGAGGACGCUUUCUUCUCCACGACGCUCGAAUCGCUUCGUGCGGGGGACAGAAUCCAACUGCAGGCUCCAAUUCAUGGCGUCGCGGGCUCCAUUGCGGGGUUCAUCGAGCUGGAAUGCAUCAGCCCGGGGACGCAACAGCCACUCACGAAGCGCUCGCCGUUCCGGGUCUUUUAUUUCCAGCAAGGUGCUUUCGAAGCUGUGCGGCAAGGAGAAGUAGGGGGCGCCCCGGAUUCGUCAGAGGUGGCGGUCACGUCGGACAGGUUCCGGUUGACUCGUGUUAGGAAGCUCCUGAAUCUCAGUCCUAUCCGAGGCAUCCUGACUGACAACGAAGGCAGAUAUCGAUUUAGCCCACAAGUUCCGUGUAACGACGGCACGGUUUUCUAUCUGUCGGUCGAUGAGAGUACCCUCGAUGGAGCUGCAUUCCCGGUGACGGUGUCAGCGGCCGGAAGUCCCAGUACCAUCGAAGAGCGUCGGCGUCAAUGCGAGCAGAUUAUCGGUGAGAUGGAGAUUGAGGUCGCGAGCUCAGAGGAGGACUAUUAA